UUUGAGGAGGGAUCAUUGCACUCAAUGGGCCACCAGAACCUCACGGUGCCAGCUGAAUUUAUUCUGACAGGUGUCACAGAUCAGCCUGAGUUGCAGCUUCCCCUUUUCGGGGUCUUCCUCAUCAUCUACCUGUUGACAGUGCUGGGAAACCUGGGCAUGGUCAUUUUGACCAAGGUGGACUCCCGCCUCCACACGCCUAUGUACUUCUUUAUCAGACAUCUGGCUUUCAUUGAUCUUGGCAAUACUACGGUCAUAUAUCCCAAGAUGAUGGUCAGUUUCAUUGUGGAUCAAAACACUAUUUUUUAUUAUGCAUGUGCCACACAGAUGGCUUUCUUCUUAAUGUUCCUCAUCUGUGAACUCUAUGUCCUGUCAUCCAUGGCGUAUGACCGAUACGUGGCCAUCUGUAACCCUCUGCUCUACAAUGUCAUCAUGUCUCAGAGGAUUUGUUUUGUGCUGGUGGGUUUUCCAUACGCCUUCAGCACCUUUCAGUCUGUGUUGAUCACUAGUAAGAUUUUCGUAUCCACCUUUUGCGGCUCUAAUGUCAUCAGUUAUUUCUACUGUGAUGAUGUUCCUGUGGUCCCCAAACUCUGCACCAAUUCACGAGAGAUCGAAUUAUUGAUCAUUCUCUUUUCUGCACUUAACUUGAUCUCUUCCCUCAUGGUAGUGCUGGUGUCCUACAUACUAAUUCUCUUAGCCAUCUGCCAAAUGCAGUCUGCAGAGGGGAAGAAGAAGGCGUUCUCCACCUGUGCGUCUCAUCUGACUGUGGUGGUGGUGUUCUACGGAUCUAUGCUCUUCAUGUACCUGCAGCCCAAAUCCGCUCAUUCUUUCGAUACUGAUAAAACGGCCUCUGUGUUUUACACUCUGGUGGUUCCCAUGCUUAACCCCUUGAUCUACAGCUUUCGCAAUAAAGAAGUGAAAAAUGCUGUUCGAAGGCUAUUUCAUAAUCCAUGCAAACGUGUUUAA
Messenger RNA from Tupaia belangeri chinensis (Chinese tree shrew), 963 nucleotides. Its product is annotated as olfactory receptor 8K5. The record is from RefSeq and is a predicted model, not a curated record. Gene Ontology annotation, biological process: G protein-coupled receptor signaling pathway. NCBI's taxonomy places the organism in Eukaryota, Metazoa, Chordata, Mammalia, Scandentia, Tupaiidae. Bases 25 to 963 code for a protein of 312 amino acids. Gene Ontology annotation, molecular function: olfactory receptor activity; G protein-coupled receptor activity. Gene Ontology annotation, cellular component: membrane. The transcript has a single exon.